CCAUCUUGGUCGACACCCACCGCCGGGUUGCAUUGACUGCAGUGCUGUACAGUGCAGUCCAAUCACAGUAUUAAGCUGACCAAACUGGAGGACGGCUCUGAUUUUCCUGCUGCUGCUCUCUUUGCAUUUUAAAUCCCCCCCUUCUCUGUCUGCACAAAAGGGCCACAUCGAGGCUGAACAGGAGGAGGAGGAGGAGGAGGGGGAGGGCAGGGCAGUCUUUCUCAACACGGCAGCAGAAGCGCAUUUCCCUCAGUUGUGAAAAGGAGGAGAGGAGGAUGCAGACGUAAAAGAAGAAGAAAACACCUGCUGAACGCUGCUGUGGCCUUUUUCCCUGUCGUGGCCUUUUCUUUCCCCUUUUGUUUUGGUGCCAGUUCAUCCUCUCCGACUCCCUUCACCCCCCUAGUGGGAUUUUUGGGCCGCCUCACAGCUUUUCCGGAACCAGAUCCAGGUCUACUACGCCUUUUCCCCUCCUCCGGUUGUUGUUGGUUUUGCAUCAGCUGAGUCAUCAUGUCUGAUCUGACGCCUCAGAGCGAAACCCCGACUCCUACCACCGACAAGAUCACCCAGGCUGCCCGCGAGACCAUUUAUCUCUGCAACUUUCGCGUGUCUGUUGAUGGCGAAUGGCUGUGUCUGCGCGAGCUCAACGACAUCUCCCUCACCCCAGACCCAGAGCCGGCACAUGAAGAUCCCAAGGAUCCCAUCGCUAUUGAGAGGCUUAACUUGAUGAACAUGGCCAAACUGAGCAUUAAAGGUCUCAUCGAGUCCGCUCUGAACCUGGGUCGUACACUGGAUUCUGACUAUGCACCUCUGCAGCAGUUCUUUGUGGUGAUGGAACACUGUCUGAAACAUGGGUUGAAAACCAAGAAGACUUUUCUGGGUCAGAACAAGUCCUUCUGGGGUGCAUUGGAGCUGGUGGAGAAGCUGACGCCUGAAGCAGGAGAGAUCACUGCCAGUGUAAAAGACCUGCCAGGUCUAAAGACUCCUCUGGGCAGAGGCAGAGCCUGGUUACGACUGGCCCUGAUGCAGAAGAAGCUGUCUGACUACAUGAAGACCAUCAUCAACAGAAAGGACCUGCUCAGUGAGUUUUAUGAGCCAAAUGCACUUAUGAUGGAGGAGGAAGGAGCAGUGAUUGCUGGGCUGCUCGUUGGACUAAAUGUCAUUGAUGCUAAUCUGUGCAUGAAGGGAGAAGACCUGGACUCCCAGGUGGGAGUGAUUGACUUUUCCAUGUACCUGAAAGAUGGAGGACACAGCAGUAAGAGUACAGAGGGGGAUGGUCAGAUCACAGCGAUCCUGGAUCAGAAGAACUAUGUGGAGGAGCUGAACAGGCAUUUAAGCGCGUCGGUAAAUAACCUCCAGGCCAAAGUCGACGCUCUGGAAAAGUCCAACACAAAGCUCACAGAAGAACUUGCAGUGGCAAAUAACAGGAUCAUUACUUUACAAGAGGAUGUGGAAAGAGUAAAGGAGGAGAGCUCAUAUCAGCUGGAGUCCAGAAAGGCCUUAAGAAGUGACUCUGCAGCAGAUGGACAGACGCUGGGAGAAACACGCAAGCAGCUCAAAGAGGAAACUGUGCUGCGAUUGGACGUGGAGAAAGAGCUAGAGGUACAGAUUGGGAUGAAGCAGGAGAUGGAGUUGUCCAUGAAGAUGCUGGAGAAGGACAUCUGUGAGAAGCAGGAUGCUCUGGUGGAGCUUCGACAGCAGCUGGAAGACCUGAGGGCCAUCAAUCAGCAGAUCAGCCACAAGACACAGAGCGCAGAGGCCAGUUCUAAACAGAAGAGUGAAGUCAUUGCCCGCCUGGAGGAGAAAAUCAACCAGAUGACCGGGACUGUAAAACAGCUGGAGACCAGAUGCAGACAGGUUGAGAAAGAGAAGGAUCUGGCUUUAGAGGCCAACCGCCUCUUUAAACAGGAGUUUGGAGAUAAAAUCGACAGUCUGCAGGAGGAGGUGGAGCAGCUCCGGAAACACAGGUCUAAACUGGAGCAGGAGUUGAGAAGAAUCAGUACACCAAGCAGGGACACAAAACAGCCUGACAAUAUGGCAAAAAGUUUCCCAGAGUCUCCGUUGAUGAAGAAGGACAGUGAUCAGUUCCACCAGGGACAGGAGGACAAAUCCAGUCUGAGCUCCAGUUUGUCUUUGUCACAGCAUGAGGAUGAACAGGUGAGGUUUCACCGGGACGAGUUGGUUGUGGAGGUCAGUCUGCCUUCACACUGCACCAGAUGUGAACAUCCAGACUCCCUGAUGAAGGUUAAGAGACAGUGUAAGAACUGCGGUGGUGUUUUCUGUGAGAGCUGUGUGUCCUACGAGCUGCCUUUACCUUCAUCCAUUCAACCAGAGAAUGUGUGUGAUGCCUGCUACUGUCAGUUACUGCAACAGUACGCCUCCACCCCCACAUGAAAACACACACAUGCUGACACACACCACCAACCAAAGUCACUUCAUGACUGGAACAAGUAAAAAAUGUGCAGGUUUAGGGGGGGUUGGGGUUAGGUAUGAUUCCUGAUCGCCCUGCAGCUCAUUUUUACAUACUCAUGGUUAAACUAAGAGAACGUACAAUGACAACACCGUUGGAAAAGACUAGUAUUAAAACAGCAUCUCAUUGAUUUAAAACUGACUUUAUAGUGUCCACCAAGUGGAUGAUCAAUGGUGAUUAUGGUUUGAGAGGCAAUAUUUUAAUCUUUACCAAUGGUUUUUUUGGUAUUUUAACUCAAAACUGGACUCCACACAUAAAAAGAUGGCUGUCAAAGUUUGAUGUUGCAUGAAGUUUCAUCAUUUUAGCUUCAAGAUUCAGGGAAAAUACUGGAAAAGUCAAAUAUAUCAGUACAUGAAUAGUUGAUUCAAAUGUUGGUUUGACUC
Sphaeramia orbicularis (orbiculate cardinalfish) is the source of this 2850-nucleotide messenger RNA. It is a transcript of the gene rufy3, whose product is annotated as RUN and FYVE domain containing 3. Lineage: Eukaryota; Metazoa; Chordata; Actinopteri; Kurtiformes; Apogonidae. Gene Ontology annotation, biological process: regulation of axonogenesis. Gene Ontology annotation, molecular function: metal ion binding. The record is from RefSeq and is a predicted model, not a curated record. The coding region runs from base 508 to 2391 and encodes 627 amino acids. The transcript is spliced from 18 exons. Gene Ontology annotation, cellular component: cytoplasm.